This is a messenger RNA of Pocillopora damicornis (cauliflower coral), 2338 nucleotides long. Its product is annotated as tetratricopeptide repeat protein 39B. The record is from RefSeq and is a predicted model, not a curated record. Gene Ontology annotation, molecular function: protein binding. Lineage: Eukaryota; Metazoa; Cnidaria; Anthozoa; Scleractinia; Pocilloporidae.
UUUAUGGUUUCAGGAUCAACAAAAGCAUGUACCAUGCAGUUGCAUACAGCAGUAUUAUGUGCAUUCAAGCUCUGUUGAAAUUUGAACAGCCAGCAAUUCAAAAGGCAAGUGAAAGUGUCAAGUUGGCUGUGAAUAUCUGUGAGAGACAAAGGAAAAAGCCAACAUGGUCAGAGACAUUUUCAAGCUGGAUAUGGAGUUCCGCAUAUGAUGAGUUUUCCAUGGAAGAGAAGCAUGCUGAGCUGUGCUAUACAGAAUGUCUUCUUCUUGAUGCUUUACUAACAUUUAUUCAGGAUGACAAUCUUGUCAGUUUUGUGUGGGGAGCUUUGAAAAUUAGGACCUGUUAUCAGAAUUACAAGACUUGCCUUGAAAUGAUAGCAGACCAACCACAUUCUUUAUCCCAGUCACCUCUUGAGAAAGACUUUGAAGCAGGAGUUCAUUUUGGAAUUGGUGGGUUUAAUCUGGUGUUGUCUUUACUUCCACCCAUAAUUAUAAAAUUGUUAGAGUGGGUUGGUUUUUCAGGAGACAGGUUUCUAGGGAUAAAUCAUUUACACAAGGGAAGUAAAGGCCAGAGUCUGAGGUCCCCACUGUGCUCUUUAUUUCUCCUUGCCUACCAUACAUGGAUUACCCAGUAUUUAGGGAACGGUGAUGGCGAUAUAGAUCAGUCUGAGGAAAUCCUUCAGCCUCUUUUGACAACAUUUCCAAAGGGAUCACUCUUUCUGUUUUACGAUGGUCGCAUUAAACAAGUUCGAGGGAAACUGGAAGAGGCCAUCAACAGAUACAAGCACUCGAUCACAAUUCAGUCAGAGAUUAAACAAUUUCAUCAUAUUUUCUACUGGGAGCUGAUGUGGUGCCACGCGUGCAAAGGAGACUGGGCCGAGGCUUAUCAAUACGCUGGAAUUCUUUUUGAAGAGAGCAUGUGGUCGAAGACUGUUUACAUGCAUCUAAAGGCGUCGUUCAAACUCACGGCCAGACUGGCCAACCAGGCAAUUAGCGAUGAAGAAGGACGUCACACAGAGAGCUUUAUGUUUAGGCGUCUUCCAGAUUUUAAGCAGCGUAUCGCAGGUCAGUCUCUUCCAUUUGAAGACUUUGCCAUCCAUAAGGCAAACAAGUAUUUUGAACAAAAGGGCCGUCUUUUUCUGCCUGGAGUGGAGCUUCUAUUUAUAUGGAAUGGCUUCAAAGUCCUCGCUCACAGACCUGACUUAGUUCCGCCUCUAAUGAAACUAGUGGAGAGUUCUUUACAUAAACUAAAGCAAACAAAAGAAGAGAAUGAAAAUUUCGUAGACGACUUGUGUUUGGGUAAACUCCUGCAGGGAAUGUGUCAUCGUUGCUUGAGUAACAGGAAAGAAGCAAUGGAAUGUUUGAGAAAUUCUUUCGACAGAUCUUAUGGGAACACCAACCCAUUCCAUCCCAUACCCGGUGGUUAACGCACUGGACUCCAUACACAGAGGCUUGGGUUCCAGCCUGACUGGGUCCCCGCUUAAUGCUCUUUGGCAAAGCACUUUCUAGUGCCUCUCCUCAACCCAGAGUAUAAAAGGCUGGUGGCGAACUGUUUAGAAAACCUGAAGAAAUGUUGCCAUGGAUUAGCUUCACAUCCUGGAAAUAUUAGAGUACUCUACCCGCUUCAUGCUAAUUUUAAUUUUAAAAACUGGGACGCGUUUAACUUAAUUAUACUUGGCUCAAAUUUCGACAUCUUUACUAUCUCGUCCCAAUCCUUCUCCCAUGUUCAUAUUAGCUUUGUACUCUCUCUGGAGCCCACUUGUUCGAAGGCCGAUUAGCGCUGACCCAAGGUUAAAUUUUAAUUUGGGUUUCUUUAUUCCUUAACGGAAAAGCGUUUUUGGGAUAAUUUACUGCGUUCUUUUUAGAGCAUCCAAUAAUCAUAUUUAAGACAAAAACAAUUCGACCGAAUUUCCUUUUAAAGCUUUCAGAUCUGAAUUCAUGUUUUGCACAAACCUUGGGUUAUCUUAACCUAGCUUUGAACAACCCGGCCCAGAUCUCUUUCGUCAACUUAUCCAAUACAGCUGCUCCAUUUUCUUUCGCCGUAGUUGUUCUCAGUCGAGUGAAGAGCCCAGAUAUGGAACUUGUACAUAGAGGUGUAUGAACAGAAUUCGUGUUACCAGUGACUCGGUCAUGUCGUACAGUAAAUAACUGUAAUAUGAACAUGUGUGUGAGGGACGGUUGUGUUUCUUAUUUACAGAUCAAAAGAUUUGAAGCAGGAUUUUUACCUCGCUCCUUACGCAUGUGCAGAGAUUGGAUUUCUGUAUUUGGACGAAGGGGACUUUGGGCGAGCUAAAGAAUAUUUGGAGCGGGCAAGGAAACAUCGUGAUCAUCUUUUACAAAG